Molecule: messenger RNA, 1569 nt
Organism: Acanthosepion pharaonis
Lineage: Eukaryota; Metazoa; Mollusca; Cephalopoda; Sepiida; Sepiidae
Source: the annotation of a GenBank genome assembly
AUGAUACCGAAUAUUUUCUCCGCUUUAUCUUUUCAUAUAAACAUUUCAAAAUAUGGAGGUAACAAGUUAACCAACCCAUCUCCAAAAGCUAAGCCUUUGUCACCAAAUAAAAACAACUGUAAGCCACACAACAGCCCAAAUGUUGCUACGCGUGCUGGUCCCAAAAAAGCGAACACUCGCAAGAAACGUACAGUGCGAAACUCUCUUGUGAGCUCUCCGCCUAAACCGUCCCAAGUUGGGAGCAAAAGGGCAAAGGGGUUGAAUAAUGCCUCGCCCCAUCCACCCGGUGUGAAGAACUCUGUGAAGUCUGCAAUUUAUAUUCCGGUUUCCAAGGCGACAAAUCGGUCGGAAGCUCAUCCUAAGCCUUCAUCUGUCGCCAUGACCUGCUCUGACAAGCUGUCCCAUUUGCAAGGAAUAAAAUCUCCUCAUGGCAAGGAGGACUCUGUCUAUUCCACUCCAGUCCAGACCCCAUCGAAGUUAAACAACCUGACUACCACACUGAGUCCAAAUGUGACAACCCGAUCGUCAUCCCCUCGGGAGAAAAUACUGAACAGCCAGUUUGUGACGACCAGGUCAACUCCUUCCUCUCAGAAAACCUCUCAUUCUCCAUCUCCGACUUGCAGUUGGUAUAGUGCUGAGGAUUCUCUAGAGUUCUUCCCUAAUGAACUAAGUUCAAGUUACUGUUCAAGUCCUAAUGCCAAUUGGAGUAAGCAGUAUUUCUCUCCAUUAUUUGAUGAUUCUGCUAUUGUCGAAGCUUCAUGUUCUGGCAAAAAAUAUUUUAACUUUCCGGAAGCAGUAAAUUUGGAAGAUGUCUGGGCACAAGAAGUACAACCAGCAACAGAAGGGCAAAGAUCUUUUCUCACUGGGGAUCUUGGCAGCUGUUCUGUGUCUCAAGGUGACACAUAUAGCAACAGGGUGCCUUGUGUGGGCCAUUCACUCCUUGGUGAAAGGCUUGAAAAAGUUUUGAAUAUACCUGUGUCUCCUCAAAAAAGCUUGGAUGAACAAUCAUACGUAGACUUUCAAAAGUUUCUGGACAGACUUGAAGGCACGACAAAAGUACGUAAAAAGUUGUCAUUGUCACUUGAUGAUUCCAAGUCUGUGAAAAGUAGUCCCACACUGUCACCAUUGUGCUGCGAUUGCCGAUUACCUGAUGAAUUGUCCGAGGCAGAACUGGAUGAAAUCACUUGGAUCCACACAACAUGUAACGGGCAGCAAGUAGCUUCCCGAGUUUUCUUUGGAGAACAGACGAGUGAUAGUUUUGCAGUUUUUCCACCUCCAAGAAGUCCUCGUCAUCUGAAAUGGUCAGAGAAUUUGGUCCAAGAGGAAUAUGAUAAAAUUGCCAGUCAUAAUAAAACCACUAGCACUCCUUUGAAAUCAAUUCUGAAAAAGCGGCCUGAUCAUUUUGUUUUUCCAUACAAUGGAGAUGAGCCUUCCCCAUACUUGAUUACACGAACCAGACAUCUCUAUUCACCACUUUGGGAUCGGACUUUCCUCCCCUCCCCUUUUUUUCAUGAUAGCAUAUCUCUCCCUCCUCACAGGACUUAUUUUGGCAGUUUUUCUUUUUUCUAG